Molecule: messenger RNA, 2314 nt
Organism: Boleophthalmus pectinirostris (great blue-spotted mudskipper)
Lineage: Eukaryota; Metazoa; Chordata; Actinopteri; Gobiiformes; Gobiidae
Product: LUC7 domain-containing protein
Exons: 10
Coding region: 486-1799 (437 amino acids)
Biological process (GO): mRNA splice site recognition
Cellular component (GO): U1 snRNP; U2-type prespliceosome
Molecular function (GO): mRNA binding
Source: RefSeq, a predicted model, not a curated record
ACGGGUGCGCGCUCACAGUCCGGUGUCGCGCGCGCACCGCUGGGGAAGGCGGAAGAGAGGACGCUGAUUGAACUUUAUGCUAACAUGCUACAAAUAACUUAAAUUCUACUGUGUUGAGAUUUUAUUUACCACCGACCUGAGUUUUUGUAACCUAAUGCGCUUUGAGGUUGGGUUAAUGGUGUCAGACCUGCGAGCUGGGAGCAGUUUUAAACAGACUUCACUUGAUUAGCCAGGCUAAACAGCAGCGCCGCCGCCACAAGUGACAUUUAGCUCUGUUAGCUCAUGGCUCUGAGUUAGCUCUGUAAGGGGCUGCAAAACACUACUACAUUCAAAUGUGACACACAGCAACGCAGACGGACUUGGGUGCUUGUCUUGUUUGCUAAAGUGAAGCAGAGCGGCGGUGAAAGACGCCAAAAGACCUCCGGAUACACACUUACAUGUGGAGAGAGCUGAGUGAGGGUGACUCACGGCGCUAAUACGGAAACAUGUCGGCCCAUGCUCAGAUGCGAGCCAUGCUGGACCAGCUCAUGGGGACGGGAAGAGACGGAGACACAAUGAGACAGAGAAUAAAAUUCACGGAUGAUCGAGUCUGCAAAAGCCACCUUUUAGACUCAUGUCCCCAUGACAUCCUGUCGGGCACAAGAAUGGAUCUGGGAGAGUGUAUGAAAGUCCAUGAUCUGGCUCUAAGAGCAGAUUAUGAAAUUGCUGCUAAGAAGGAGGAAUACUUUUUUGAGCUGGAUGCCGCUGAGCACCUUCAGUCUUUCAUUAAUGACUGUGACCGAAGGACUGAGAUGGCCAAAAAACGACUAGCUGAGACCCAAGAUGAAAUCAGUGCUGAAGUAGCUGCUAAGGCUGAACGUGUCCAUGAGCUGAAUGAAGAGAUUGGAAAGCUCUUGGCCAAAGCGGAGCAGUUGGGAGGAGAGGGGAAUGUAGACGAGGCCCAACAGCUGUUGGAAAAAGUGGAGAAAACCCGAAUCUUAAAAAAAGAGGCAGAGGAUGUCUACAGAAAUUCAAUGCCCGCCUCAAGCUUUCAACAACAAAAACUACGAGUCUGUGAAGUCUGUUCUGCCUAUCUGGGUCUUCAUGACAAUGAUCGUCGCUUGGCUGACCACUUCGGUGGCAAACUGCAUUUGGGUUUUAUUGAAAUACGUGAGAAACUGGACAAGCUGAGGAAAGCUGUUGCAGAAAAGCAAGAAAGGAUGCGAAUAAAAAGACGUGAGGACAGAGAAAAGGAAGAAAGAGAACGACAGUGGGAGAUGGAGCGUGAGCGUGAAUGGGAAAGAGAACGAGAAAGAGAGCGAGAGAGAGAAAGAGAAAGGGAGCGAAGGAGGUCAAGAUCUAGAAGUGGAGACCGGUACAGAGAUGGAAGCAGUUCAUCCUCUCAUCAUUCCCGGCGUCACCGCUCUUCCCGUUCCAGGGAAAAAGGUGGAGAUCGGGACAGAGAACGGAGACAUCGACACAAGGACAGGCAUCGCUCACAUUCACACUCUCAUAAGCACAAGAGAAAGAGUUUGUACUGUAAAUGUGUGACAGAUCUUCAAGAGACCGCUCAUCUCAUACAAGAGAAAGGGAGCGCUCUGUGUCCCAGGAGAAGUGGAAAGAGGGAGCAGCAGACUAUGCAGAGUGGAACAGCGCAGAGAGGUCAACUUCUCCGCACACUAGCCGCACGCGGGAUAAAGAAAGAUCUGUGUCUAAUGAGCGGGACAGGCGAUCCAGUUCAGAGGAGCGAGAAUCUGGAGAAAUAUGAACAUGUUUCUUCCAAGUUUUUCAUUUUGACUUUUAUUUGUUUAGUAAAAUAAGGGGCAUGAAGGGAGACUCUUUGUUGCAAAUGCAUUCUGCAUAUGUGUGUUACAAGCUUGGCAUUGUUAAAACUGCAUAAACUUUGCAAAAUGAAAAAGAAAUGAGUCUAAACUUGAAAUUAUUUUGUUGCAAAAUGUCCUGAGUCAUUGUCAUACCAUUUAUAGCAUCUUUUAAUUUACUUAUCGACAUUGACCUCUAAAUGUUUUUAAACUUCACUCAGUUAGAAAUGUGAUAAUGUAAAACUCAAUAUGGAUGGUGAGAACUUAAGGAUAUUCUUUGCAUUUUAUAUUUGCCUUGUCCCAUUAAUAUUUUUUACUUUUUUUUUUUUUUUGUUAAGGCAUGAGCCAGUAAGAGCUUGUGUUUGUUAUUGAAAUUCCCUAAAUUUGUGACAUCUAUGCAUAUAUCGGCAAAAUGUAUGCUGAAUUCAGAAAUAUUAAAUACAGUGCUUUACUGUGUAUGUUGAUGUAUUGGGGAAACCUAUCAUCAGUAAAACUUCUGCCUCUAUUGCGUGUAA